CUGCAACGUCAUUACGAUGUUUCUGGAGUAACGUUAGAGGAAGUUAUUCCAGUAAUUUCUCGUUAAAACGGAAAGCAAAAGUUUGUAGAUUUAAGUCACUGAACUCCGCUCGAAACCUUUAAAAUAUACCUUUAGACAUUUUUAACUGCAGGUUUGGAACCUUUUCGACAUCAUGAUGGCGGAUGAUGACCAGCCCAAGACGUUGUACGUCGGAAACCUGUCCCGGGACGUGACGGAGGCUCUGAUCAUGCAGGUGUUCACUCAGAUCGGACCCUGCAAGAGCUGCAAAAUGAUCAUCGACACGGCAGGAAACGACCCGUACUGCUUCGUGGAGUUCUUCGAGCACAUGCAUGCUGCUGCUGCCCUGGCCGCCAUGAACGGACGGAAAAUAUUAGGAAAGGACAUGAAAGUGAACUGGGCCUCCAUGCCGAGCAGCCAGAAGAAAGACACAAGCAAUCAUUUCCACGUCUUUGUUGGUGACCUGAGCCCAGAAAUCUCCACAGAGGAUGUCAGAGCCGCUUUUGCUCCAUUUGGAAAAAUAUCUGAUGCUCGUGUGGUGAAAGACCUGGCUACUGGGAAGUCCAAAGGCUACGGCUUUAUCUCCUUCAUUAAUAAAUGGGAUGCAGAGAACGCCAUCCAGCAGAUGAACGGACAGUGGCUGGGAGGCAGGCAGAUCAGAACCAACUGGGCCACCAGGAAGCCUCCAGCACCCAAAUCCAACCUCGAGAGUCAGUCCGGUACAGGCAACACCAAACACCUGUCCUACGAGGAGGUGCUGAACCAGUCCAGCCCCAGUAACUGCACCGUGUACUGUGGAGGGGUCACCUCCGGCCUCUCAGAUCAGCUGAUGAGGCAGACUUUCUCUCCAUUCGGACAGAUCAUGGAGAUCAGGGUCUUCCCAGAUAAAGGCUACUCGUUCGUGAGGUUCGACUCUCACGAGAGCGCGGCUCACGCCAUCGUGUCCGUGAACGGGACGUGCAUCGAGGGUCACACGGUCAAGUGCUACUGGGGGAAAGAGACCGCAGACAUGAGGGCCAUGCAGCAGAUGGCCAUGCCUCAGCAGAGUAACCCGGCCUACGCAGCUCAGCCGUAUGGACAAUGGGGUCAGUCUUACGGUAAUGGGCAGCAGAUGGGGCAGUACGUCCCUAACGGCUGGCAGAUGCCGGCGUACGGUGUGUACGGUCAGGCCUGGAACCAGCAGGGCUACAAGUAAGUACACCAGCACGGUGUCCGCCACCUCCUCCUCCUCCUCCUCUUCUGGUUCCUCCAUGUGUACCCCAAUCCAGGAGGGCAGAACAACGCCAGCUGGACGGACCAUUCCAUCACGAACGGGGGGGGGGGUGGCAACGGACUCCACCCCGAUGUACAGCAUAUUCGGAUCUUUAGCCCCGCCCUCUACACCUGGUUUCCUUUUCUCCUUUGUUUUUUUUCCCCUCUUCAUCUUGUAGUUUGGACUGAUUUACGAAAAAGAAAAAUUGUCAGUCUUUUAAAGUGUCUUUCUUUCUUUUCUUUUUUUUUUGGAAUGUUUGCCUUUUUUUCUGUAAUUAUGAAUCUCCCCUCCCUUUAGUCCCAGUUUUUCAGUAGAUCUAUUUUUUUUUUCCUCCUCCAGUCAUUAAAAAGAAGACGAAGUGUUCAGAAACGUCGCCCCAUGUUGUGAACUUGUUCCCUCGGUUUUUUUUCUUCUUCUUCUUGGUAUGGACACACUGCAGCUCGACAUGAUUGUUUUGUUUUUUUUCCUUUUAUUCACAGUCUGGUAGUUUUGUAAAAAAAAAUAUAUAUCUAUAUAAAUAAAAUAAAAUGGAGGCAGUUCUUUCCUCAGUGGCCUUGACACGCACUUGAAGUUCCCCACGACUUCUGGUGAAAUAAUAUUGUUCUUAAUUUAAUCCAGCUUUUAACAAAAUUCAUUAACACACACCUCGACCUUCACGCAACUUCUCCUUCUUUAAAUUCACUCAUUUUUUUGUUUUUUCCCCCUUUCUUUUCUGCGUUUCUUUUUUAUUACAGAUGCCACGCUGUGGAUAAGAUUUCAUUCUAAUGUUCGAUGCUUAUGUUAAGCUCUGAUGUUUAAACGUCCUUCUCUCUCUUUUUUUAAAAAAAAUUUAUAUAUAUAAUUAUAGGGAUUGAGAAUCAUGUUUCCUCCGGAUGAGAAUUAGGUUUAGGACACCAGAGUUCUGUUGGUUAUGUAAAGAUAUUUUUGUAAUUCUGUCUUUGUUAGCAGAUUUUUUUUUUUUUUUCCCCCCCUGUUUACCUGCAUGUGAAAUGUCCAGCCGUCUCGGCCAAUCCGCUCUGUCCAUCACGGCGAUCAGGUCCAUUUAGAUCUACGUUUUUUUUUUAACCUGUUUUUUCCUUCCGACUACCUUUCCAUUUUCGUGGUCUUUUUUGUUUAGUUUUCUGCUUGAGCGAAGCGUCACUGUGUUGAUUUUACAAGCCAAAGACGAGAAAUCCCCGAGCGCUCUCUCUUUAUCCACUUCAACCACUGUAGAGAGCUCCUCGAGCGUGCUUGGAAAAGAAACAGGAAGUCCUGCUUUUCCACUUCCUGCCACAGAGCCGAGCUGUAGACGGUCGUAUCGGAGGUGUGUUCAUGUGUGUUUUCUCCCCUUUUUGUUUGUGUCCUAUUCACUCAUCACUCUGUCGUUUAAAGAGAAGAGCAUAAGCGAUUAAAUCUGUUCAUUUUUUUUUUCCUCCUUCUUCCUUCCAGUGUUUCUCUUCUUUUUUUUUUUUUCCUCCGCUUGUUUUGGCUAAUGAAUCAAACGUCCUGCUUUCUAGAAUUUGAAACUGUAUUUUGUAAAAAGCUGAAGACAAAAAAAUGUACUGUUCAUCUUUUUUUGGAUUUUCUUUUUUGGGGGGGUUUUCAUUCAAUUUUUUUUUCCUCGCUCAUUCCGGUUUUCUCCUCGACUUCUUUUGGAGGGACAUUUAAUUUUUUUUUUUGUGUAAAUAACUUGAUAAUCCAUUAAUAUGAUAACCAUUAAAAAGCUGUUCCAGUAUUCUGAGACUCUGCAAAGUAAAAAAAAAAAAUGGC
Molecule: messenger RNA, 3019 nt
Organism: Hemibagrus wyckioides
Lineage: Eukaryota; Metazoa; Chordata; Actinopteri; Siluriformes; Bagridae
Gene: tia1l
Product: cytotoxic granule-associated RNA binding protein 1, like
Exons: 11
Coding region: 173-1213 (346 amino acids)
Biological process (GO): cytoplasmic stress granule assembly; regulation of mRNA stability; nuclear-transcribed mRNA catabolic process, nonsense-mediated decay
Cellular component (GO): cytoplasmic stress granule
Molecular function (GO): mRNA binding
Source: RefSeq, a predicted model, not a curated record